AACACUCAAUGUUUUUAAUGCUUCUCAUACCUCUCAAUCCUAUUUGCUUUAAAUUAACAGUUUUAAACGUAAAAUCUCUCUUGUUAAUCUUCGCUUAUAAUAACAUCAUGUUAAAAAAUUUUCGAUCAUAGUUUGUGGAACGAACGCGACGAGUUGUAAAACAUUAACAUGUCUGAACGAGUACUGCAUGUACACGAUUUGCAACGAACAGCGCGCAUCGUUUGGCUGCCAGUUAGGGAGCGUGAUAAGUAUAAUAGAUGUAUUUUUUGGUCGAACAAGCGCAAUCACAUGCCCUGAUAGAAAUGCAGCUGUUAAUAACUGCAUACCAAACGACACGCUUCACCAGCACCAAAUGGAAAAAGGAAUGCGAAUAUGUAAUAACGAAACACAUUGCAAUUUAAAAGCAUGUUAGUCUAUUUUUAUAAAAGAUUAUUCACUACGGAUGGAUACUGUUUUUGGUAAAUUUAAUGCUAAGAUCAAAAUAUUUUUGAAUUUUUUUACUUAUUGUAACGCUUGAAGGAUGUUUUUGAGAAGACCCGUUAAUAGAUAAUCAGCUUGUCAAAAUUUAAGCCGCGAUUGGUCGGCUACGGACAGAUUGGUCGGCUACGGACAAACGCCACCAAACAUGAGUUAGUAUUUAAUUUCAUUGCCUUCAUAAAACAAGUAGGACAAGAAGAACACUCGGGACAAUAAAUUGUGACAGCCUAAACUUCAGACCUUAUGGCAGUCUGUGUGAGGUAUUUUUCAGGUUUUGGCGAAAUAUUUUACCCCAGCCCAAGUUUUAAGGGUUAACAAUUAAGUACAUUGCUACAAGACAAAUUAGCCAGUUGUCUAAUACUCGAAAUAUUCUUUAUUUUUCAGCUACAGUUUUUUCAGAUGCCUGUGGUGUCAAUGUUUGGGGAGAGCCAUGUAGUGGAGUAACAAAAUAUCUAAAAGUGAAUUAUACCUGUGUGAAGAAAGGCAAGUCAUGGAAGCUGAGGAUAGCCAAACCUACUUUAUUUAUUUCUGAGAACAAAUAAUCGCGACUUGAAUUCUAAAAUUGCUCAGUAUGUUGGUUGUUGUUGAGCUACCAGAAUACGACUUGUGUCACUGUAUAUACGAUGUUACACGCAGUAUAAAAACAUACCUACAAUACUAGACAUAAAACACCAGCGGGGUCCGUUAUUUAUUACGGAUAGAUCUUACUAAACUUACUGCACGUCACAAUUCUUUUACAGAGCUUCUUUAGGAUUUUUCAGAAUAUUUGCCUAUUAACUCAAUGUGUCUAUUUUUUGUGUGCGCAGGAAGGGGGGACGAUUACCAGAGAAUUAGCUAAAAUUAAAAUUAAGGCUUUAAAUGGACCAAAUGCUGGUAUUUAGUUUCCUUUUCUAGUUUUAAGAUCCUUUGUGUAUCUGAAAAAAUCGAUAUCCCAAGAUAGAAGAAAAUAACGUUUUCAUGAUAAAAACGAACAUUUAAAACGUACGUUGUAUGUAGGACUUUGCGUCAUCAAUGACGCAUAUUUUUAAGUGCAAUUCUGAAAGUAGUUUUCAAUUUGCAAGUGGAUUACAAAGUAACUAAAUUUAAAAUAAUUUCUUUAUUUCGAUUUUUAUAAGCAAUUUUAAAGGUUUUUAAAAACACAAUGCAACAGUGAACGCAUAACGUAUAUCGAUUCCAUAAUAAAUAUAUGUUUUAUUGUAACUCAGAAAGAACAUUCGCAGAUGUAGUUGCAUUUAAAUUUGCAGUCGCAUCUUUAAAUUUAUUUAUUUCUGAUGAUAAAAUGAACAAGCCAUAAUCGCAUAGUCUAAACGCUCGUAUAUAUUUUAUCGCCAUUUUUCCGCAAUGCGCACAAAGCACACAAGUUUAUUAAUUAUCGCGUGCGCACUUUCACAAAAUUAAAAAUUAUCUACUUUAUUGUGACGGGCGUAUUUUCAUAGAAUUAUCCACAGGCUAACAAUUUAUUUCUCUUAUAAUCUGUCUGCAUUCUAUCUAUUACGAAAUGGUCGCGGCGCACCGUUAUUUCUGCAUCCUAUAGAGAGAUUCAUUACUUGGUCUUAUCAGGAACAAAAAUGCACAAGAUACUGAUGCGGGAAAUAUGUACGACGGUCGAAUUUCCGUCGAUUUUUCUACAGCCAAUGACUAGUUUCUAUGACGAUAGGCGUCGCAAGAUGCGAUAUAUAAAUGACGUGCGAACCCAUGGAUUUAUCCAUCGGCUACCGACUAUGUUAAAAUAAAAACAUGAGAUUUUCUUGUGUGUAAAUAAAAACGUACAAACUUUCUUACUUUUUUUCAAACAGAAAGCUUAAACUACUGGUCUUCAUGGAGCUCUUGGACCUUAUGUUCUACCAGUCUUGGCAUCAGAUACAGAAACAAAUCUUGCAUCAAUCCACCAUAUAAACAAUGCACGAAAAGUACGUGCAAAGGACGAUCUUUACCAAAUAAUAUAACAGAAAGUCAAAAUUGCGUGAAAGUUUACCCUUCAUCAACAGCAAACAUACAACCUACCUCCGUAAACACGAUUGCACUCACAAAAGUGGUAGCUACAUCUACAAUUUCACCAGUACGAGAAAGCUCUGUUGCACCUUCCGUUGCCAGUACAACAUCGCCAUUGUGUACCAUCCUCUCGAUAGCUGGUACAAAUAGAUUCGCUAAAGUAUAUAUGGAACUGCAUUUAAGAAUCACCUGGAAAUUGUUUUGUUGCUCACUAGAUGUGUUCAAAAAGAGAAUUGCAACUUUAGUUGACGAUAUUAAGGAACUUCAUCACGUAUAUAUUGCAAAUCUUCAGCAAUGUAAUUCUACACACAGUGCAGAUGCUUUUGUUCAUUUAUUCAUUGAAUCAGAACCAAAUAAGGUUGAUGAAACAUUAACAAGAAAGCUACAUGGAAAGAUGGAAGAAAUUUUAAAAGGAAAUGACACCUCAGAGGUCGGGAAAUACUUCAAAGACCUAAUUCGGGAUAUAAAAUUGAUAGAAGUAAACGAAAAGAAUGAAACGAAGAAGAUUUGGAAAACAUGGAAAAUAGUUAUCAUUGUUGUUGUUUCAAUUGCGUUCGUUAUUUGCCUUGCAAUUUUUAUUGUGUGGAUGAAGUCACGUGGUAAUCGCAUUCGACCAAUCAAAAAGAAUACCAAUAAUACAAUAUUACUGAAAUAGAACGUUAUUUAUUCUCGAACUGUUAUGAUGGAUAUAUCGUUUAAAGGAUGAAUAAAUACUGCGCUUUUCUUUUGGCGAAGAGCGAAGAAAUAAUUUACAACCUACAAUCAACAAUAAUGUUGAUGCAUUGAAAUGAGAAUGAAAGAGAUGUUUUCUAAAUGAUGUGCUUCCGAAAAUUAAAGAAACGAUUUAUCCUACCUUGUAGAUAUUGCUUUCGAGUUGUUUUUUAAAUAAGUUUUGGCAGCUUAAUUUUGAAAAACUAAAC
This is a messenger RNA of Hydractinia symbiolongicarpus, 3389 nucleotides long. RefSeq lists its product as uncharacterized. The record is from RefSeq and is a predicted model, not a curated record. Lineage: Eukaryota; Metazoa; Cnidaria; Hydrozoa; Anthoathecata; Hydractiniidae. The coding region runs from base 2636 to 3124 and encodes 162 amino acids. The transcript has 5 exons.